Vicia faba (fava bean) is the source of this 537-nucleotide messenger RNA. The record is from the annotation of a GenBank genome assembly. NCBI's taxonomy places the organism in Eukaryota, Viridiplantae, Streptophyta, Magnoliopsida, Fabales, Fabaceae.
AUGAUAUCUAUGACGGCAUAUUAUUGGAAAAGAGUCAACAUUCCACCAUACUUCAACUCAGGUGUUGCUUCUGGUCAUCCUCAUCACCUAUACAUGUGGGGACAACCUCAGCCUAUGAUGCAUCCAUAUGGGCCUCCGUAUGCACCAUUUUAUUCACAUGGAGGGGUUUAUACUCAUCAUGCGGUUGUCAUGGAGGAGGAUUCAAAACUCAAGAUGUUCAAGAAGCUCUGGUGGCUUGCUUUUCGAGAUUACGAGAAAUCUAGCGCAACAGACUAUGCAAAAGUUGCAAGCGAGAAGAUAUCAAAAUUGUUUUCAUGGAAUAGCUUUGAACGAGGACAAGCAAUGAAAAGAAGACGAUGUUUCAUUAUAGUGCUUCUUAAAGGUUAUUUGAUAGGUUUAGAUUACAUGCAUGAUCAUGAUAAAUUGCACCAGUGUCUUGGACCAUUUUCUAUAUCUCUCAAGUAUGUAACUAGCAGACCUUUAGUUUUGUUCUAUGUUUUCCAUCUGGAUUAUAUUUCCCUCUCACUCUAUCAUUAA